This is a messenger RNA of Cannabis sativa, 1937 nucleotides long. RefSeq lists its product as uncharacterized. Lineage: Eukaryota; Viridiplantae; Streptophyta; Magnoliopsida; Rosales; Cannabaceae. Bases 252 to 1688 code for a protein of 478 amino acids. The transcript has 5 exons. The record is from RefSeq and is a predicted model, not a curated record.
UGUGAUAUUGCUAUUAAACUAAACCCUGAAAUUGUUUGCCACAAAUCCCAAAACCCUUUGAUUAUGUUUUUCAAAUUCAACCAACCAAGAACUCCCAACCUCAUCGAUUCACCAAUCCCAACCACCGUGUGGCGCGCCGGCUCCUCAGCCGACGCUUCCACCCAACUCACCGCCAAUUUCAUAUUCCGGUAACCCAUCACUUCUUUCAUACCUUUUUUUUUUUAAUUCACAAGGUGAACUUUUUUUAACUCAUGAAGGAUUCAACAAGUAACGGUAUGAACUGGUUUGAAGGAAUCAUUCCAGAGGUUAAUGAUAUAAUGCUUCAGGGUACAUUUAAAUAUGUCGAAAACCAUGUGAAUAAUGUAGGUGGAACCUUGAAAAAACUAUGUUCUGAUGUUGUCCAAGAUUUUCUUCCUCCUUCAGCGGAUUCUGUAAAUUGUGAAGCUGAAGAACUGGUUCCAGAAGAAGGUGCUGCCACCGGUACCUUUACAGAGAAUAACUCAGCGAUUAGUAUCGAGAAUUUUUUUCCAAAUCUUCUUGUUGAAAAAUCACCAGUGGUGAUUGAUGAAAUUGAUCAUGAGAAGUCUACAGAUGCCCAUGAAGAUUCAUUAUCUGAAUUAGCAAAAUGGAAUGAAGAACACUUCGAAGAAUCAUCACUUAGAAAUAGUCGUGAUAAUUCUGAUCGAUUUGAAACUGUAGAGAAUUCAGGCUCUGGAUUAGUACUGGCUUUGACAAAUAGAAACUUGGACUUCAUCAUUGACGAAAAUGCUAUAAAAGAGUCUACAGAUGAUUCCGAGCUGAAUUUUCCUAGUGUGGCAGAAUCUAUUGAAACAUCCUUAAUUGAUGAAUCCAUUGAAACCAAUAAUGAAAUGGACUAUGUUGAGAAGCAGCAGCUUGAUCAUGUUUAUUUGUCUGUGGAACAUCUUUCUCUAGAUUACUUCGGAAAUGCAAAGUCAAUACAUAUUGAUGAUGUAAAUUUCAUGAAGGAGUCUGUGGAUGGAGAAUCGGAGCUAACUUCUCCUGAUGUGAACGAAUCCUCUAAAGCAUCAUAUGUUGAUGGACUGACUAAAGCUAAUUAUGAAAAUGAAUGUAUGUUUUCGGUGAAUGUUGCUCUGCCAACCACAGUUCAAAACAGUCUAGAGAAUGAACAAUGUUCAGAAGCUUUGUAUGAUAUCAUUGUUGAUGAUGCAGAGUGUUAUUUCGAUACUUCGACCAACUCCAGUGUAAGUAACUCUACUAGUCUUCCUACGUAUUCAUCUGAUGUCUUAAGCGGGUUCCUUUCUUCUACACCAGCCUCAGCUGUGUCGAUUAAUGAAGAAGAGCUAAGGAAGCAACUUAUUCCCUCCUGUACUCUUUUGCCAUUGGAAUCAACUGAUGUCUCCAAUGCUGAUGUUUCUGACUCUUGCAUGGAAAAUAUCGACUUAUGCGAUGAGAUGAAGCUUUCAGAGAGUUGUGUCCUUGUAGAUGAUAGCACUCUUCGUGCCAUAUCUCGUAGAGCUCGAAAGCUUGGGUCAUACAAGAAAAAGAUACAAAACAUUUUUGCUUCGAAGAAGAGGCUGGCAAAGGAGUAUGAACAGCUAGCAAUAUGGUUUGGGGACGCCGAUAUCAAUUCCAGCCAAGAUUCAUCGUCUGAUUCACACAAUCAACAAACUCGUCACACACGUGAUUCAGAAUGGGAGCUACUGUAAAUAAUAAAAGAAAAGGGUCUGGUAUCUGUAAAUAACGGCAAAAAAAAGGGUGUAACGGGACUUAGUUUCAUCGAUUUUUUCUACUCUUAUAUAAAUCGCCGGUAUAGUCAUUUAUUAUGGUUGAGGCACUCUCUUUUGAUUAGAACCCCAUGAAAUGAGGUAGUUAUGCAGCAAAUGUGGUACAAAAUUACUCUUGAACCUUUUUUGAAUCAAGAAAAAUAAAUGAGAAAUGGAAAAAAUAACAAAAAA